ACAAUUCUGUACGUAUCCGAUUUUAAUUUUCACAAAAAAUUGGUCAUGACCCAGAACCAUGACAUCAUUUCGCAACUACUGACCAUAGGGAAACUUCUGGGCUCGUACAGCCACGAACCCACGUCUCGCCAAUCUCUGCGGUGAAGGCAAGAUGAAAGAUCGAAGUGUUAGUUGAUUAAGCGCAUUGGCUCAACUAUAACUUUCAUAUCUUUCAAGUUAGAUCUCAUGAAGCGAAGUAGAAGCAGGUUCAUGACACCGGUAUCGCGCAGAAUUACAGCGAGCGCCAUACCUUACCAUAUCAGUAUUAUAGUUGUUUCAAUGUCCAUAAUUAUGUAAUUAUUUCCUUACCGGCAAUUUUAUUUUAAUAAUUUUUUUCUCAAUUUAUAAGAUUGUCUAAAGGCUUUAUUUCAUCUCAGAGUCUGUUCCAUUUUACAUCAUACUCAAAUAACACGAUGUAUUUGUACAGAAUAUAUAUCCGUUCGUUCUUCAUUGCCGUUGCUUAUUUAAGAGACGAAUCGAAUAAAAAAAUAUACAACUCAUAUGUCAAAUGUCAAUUAUAUUGUCAUUCCAAUGAAGUAGGAAACCAAACUAUAUAGGUCUAUGUGUCAUUCGCACAAGAGCGACAUCUGUCUUCGUCUUGAAAAGUCUGUUUCGUCUUGUUUUUUUGUGCUCGUUCGUGAUUUGUUUCAGUGAAUUGUCCUGUUAAAAACGAAAUAUAAUUAAUUUUGUACUAGUAACCUGGGCUUAUAGCAUAUUGUAUUAAGAGAGUUAACUAAGACCUUAUUGUGAAAAUUGUGCUUCUCCUCAAAGGUGCAAAAGCACCUAGUUUCGAUUUUCUGCGCUGCUUUCUGAAACUAUUCUCCUGAAAAAUGUAUAAAGCAGACGGAAUGUUGAACGAAGAGGCGGUGGCGCGGUGAAGGUGGAGGCGACAUGAGCGCGGUCACGCUGCGGGCGGACGGCGCGGGCGACUCAACGCCCGGCUCCGACGUCGGCGAGCGGAUCACGCGUCUCUUCCCCAAGUGCCGCCCUAAGAACAUGCAGCACCAGCACGAUAGAUUAAACUCCGGCCUGGAGGCCCGAGAUGCGAACAAUGCCUCCUCCGACGAGGAGAGAGGCGACGGCCAGCUCGUCAUUCUCAACUCCAAAGGCGGAACAUACAAACUCAGAGAUUCUAGGAUAAUAGAAAUCGCAGGAGGUCGCGAGCUGUACUCUCAGAGUCGAACGAAAGCAGUGCGUAAGUUAAGGCACAACAACACCCACAAACACAACUUGAGGAACAAGGUGCGGUCCCUUGGCAAAGACACCAUCGACCACGGAGUCGACAAUAUUAACAAUGAGAUUUCCAUUCACAGACUGAACAGUGAACAAAAGAAAAUCAUCCGACACACGUCCCCUACGUAUACGAAUGGCGACCGUAACCCUAUCGAACAGAACUCCAUGGGAAUACCAAAGAAUAGCUCACCAAUACUGGACCCCCAUAAGACGACCGACGUCAGCACGAAAAGCAGUCCCAUAGCCGUGGUCGCUGAUGGAGAAGUCAUGGUGCUCGAUGAGAACGAUGAUUGGAAAGUGAUAUUGAAUUCUGUGUCCCUAGGUUUGAGGACCGAACCGGACCCUAGUGACAAUGACAUUGACAUGAGUGUUAAAAGAACUAUAGAUCAUAUCAAAAAUGGUGAUAGUGAUAUGUUGAACAACAAGAGUGAAAUGAGUUGUGACGGCGCCAGUGAUUCCUCUCGUUCGGGUGAGGAUAUGAGGAAUGUCAGUCCUUCGGGGGUUUGGAUGUCGGGCGACGAGGAUAAGGGCAGGGUGACGCGUGUGAUCGGGGAACUGCCGAUUGCGGAAUACGAGGGAUCGCCGCGGAGGUACGGGGUCGGUACUCAGAAGACGACCAGGUCACCGAGGCCUGGAUUUCCGCAGAGAGUAGUGACAGAGAGCAGGGAUAUCACCCCCCCAGGCAGUUCGACGGCUUUCGACUACCUCUACGAGUUCUCGGAGACGAGGAAGGUUCUGGAGGAGUUCUUCAGAUGUCCCACGUUGCCAGUGCAGACGCAACUCAACGCUAACGACGAGGUCGUCAAUUUUCAGGAUUUGGACUACGAACUGAAGCGUCAGACGCAGGAGUGCCCCUCGGAGAACGGGAUGGACGGUAGCGAGUCGGAAUGGCCCCAAGUGACCGAGCCGCUUGACUCACCGCACACUGUCAACAAUCACACUAAUUUCCUCGGGCUACAGCAACAGAGAUCUGUGUACACGGAGCCGAUCGUCCACGGGCUGACCGCGGAGGGCGCGUGGAGCGGCUCCGGGUCGCCGGGCGCGCGCCGCCUCCCCUUCGCGCUGUCCACGGACUCCAGCGAGACCGGGAGCGAGAUGUCGCUGAUGCCCGUCGACACGCAGCUCUCCGACGUGAAAGGACUCGGGAUACGAACUCAGAACUCGGAGACGAGAGUGUCUAUAAUGGAAAAUGAACUUUCUGAAAUGAAAGUACAAAUGGAUGCCAGUCGCGCCGGCGUCGUGACGAAGCUGCCAUUGGUCGAAGACGGCUUAUCUUCCGGCCACGCUUCCGACAAUGACAAUAACAAUCAAAUGCAACAGACUCAUUCGGUCGUAAUAACGGAAAUCGUCGAGAACGGAACCAGCACGGAACCCCACUUACUGUCAGACGCCGAUCUACAUUCUUUAGAUCCACUGGUGGCGUGCGGCGAAGCGGCUCCCCCGCCCCCCGCGCCGGCGCCUCACCGCCCCGCCGCCACCCCGCCCUCCGCGCACCAAGACGUCUACCCUUCAAGGAAAAGGCCUGCCUCGCCUCAAAGCACUGAAUCCGUUGAGAUCAAACCUCCAAGCGGCGACGAAGACGAAGCUGAUACCGAUCUCGAAACUGACCGGCUGCUCGGUCAGCAGAGGACCGAUGACCAGGGCUUCUUCGACGAUAAAGGUUGGCGGAAACCGAAAUCCCGGACGGUGAUGCCCGCGGGCAGCGGGUCCGGCUCGGCGCGCUCCCCGCCUCAUGCUCACGACUCAGCCGACAACAAAGACGAGGAGAAUCUUCAUAAUGGAAAGGACAAAGACGGAAAGAAGAAGAGCAAAAACAAGGAAGAAACAAUACGUUCAGUUCUGAUCGAAGGUGUCUUAUUCCGAGCUCGUUACCUCGGCUCCACCCAGCUCGCUUGCGAGGGUCAGCCGACGAAGGCAACUCGGAUGCUCCAAGCUGAAGAAGCGGUCUCCAGGAUUAAGGCACCCGAGGGCGAGAACCAACCGAGCACCGAAGUGGAUCUGUUCAUUUCAACGGAAAAAAUAAUGGUUUUAAACACGGAACUGAAAGAGAUCAUGAUGGACCAUGCCCUCAGAACGAUAUCGUACAUCGCCGAUAUAGGGGACCUGGUGGUUUUGAUGGCGAGGCGACGUUUCGUUCCGCACGAAAACGAUUCCGAUCAACCGAAACUGAACCGUACGCCCAAGAUGAUAUGUCACGUUUUUGAGAGCGAGGAGGCCCAAUUCAUAGCGCAGUCGAUUGGCCAAGCUUUUCAAGUGGCCUACAUGGAGUUUUUAAAAGCAAACGGAAUCGAAGACCACAGCUUCGUCAAGGAGAUGGAUUAUCAAGAGGUGCUGAACAGUCAGGAGAUAUUCGGUGAUGAACUCCAGAUGUUCGCGAAAAAGGAAUUGCAGAAAGAGGUGGUAGUACCAAAGACUAAGGGCGAGAUCCUGGGCGUGGUGGUGGUGGAGUCCGGGUGGGGCUCCAUGCUGCCCACUGUGGUCAUCGCCAACCUCGCGCCCGCCGGCGCCGCCGCGCGCUGCGGACAACUCAACAUAGGCGAUCAAAUAAUAGCAAUUAAUGGAGUAAGCCUCGUCGGUCUGCCUCUGUCGACCUGUCAAACUUACAUAAAGAACUCUAAAAACCAAACUGUAGUGAAACUUACCGUGGUACCGUGCGCUCCCGUCGUUGAGGUCAAGAUAAAACGGCCGGACACUAAAUACCAACUAGGCUUUAGUGUUCAGAAUGGUGUGAUAUGCAGCUUACUCCGCGGCGGUAUAGCGGAGCGCGGCGGCGUGCGCGUGGGACAUCGCAUCAUCGAGAUCAACUCGCAGAGCGUGGUCGCCGUGCCUCACGAGAGGAUCGUCAACCUGCUCGCCACCUCCGUCGGAGAGGUGAACGAUUUUGUCCAACAACAUUUUGUAUUUUACAGAAAAUCACGUAGACUCUUUGUGCUCUGUUACUACGCUCAAAUAAAAAUGAAAAAAAAAAUCACGUAACUUUUUAAAGAACGUGUUGACAAUUUCAUCAUUGACAUUCAAGUUUGUCUGUCACGAUUCUACCCGGCCCUGGCACAGGAUUAUUAAUUAUAUAAUAUAAUCUAUGGUCAGUGUCAAUCGAAUUUGACAUUUAUGAUACUUUUUUUUAAAAACAGAAUUCAAAUCUGAUCGAUGCGGAUUGGAUUCGCCAUCAACGAUAACAAAAACUGUAUAAUAUUCCAAAUCGCCGACCUAAUAAUCCGUACAGUUAAUAUUAUAGUAAAUAAUGUACCUUAAAAAAAAUACAAUGCUCAUUAAAGAAGUUACAUUAAUGUAAUCGCAUUUCAGAUCUUAAUGAAAACGAUGCCGACGUCGAUGUUCAGACUGUUGACUGGCCAGGAGAAUCCGGUGUUCAUAUAACCGCGCGCGCCGACCACACACAAGUGCCUGCUUCACCCACACAGCCUCCUCAACCGCUGCAACUCACCCUCGGAUCGUAUCUUACCCUUAGAAUAUUCACUACUGAAUUAUUGUCAUGAAAAUUUCAGCCAAUGCUUCCAUAAGUAAAAUUAUCAAUAGUUGCGGACAAGGCCUCUUUAAAUUUCAAGUAAAGAGCGUUGGUACACACUCCACCAGCAUUCAGAGACGUAACGCGUUUGUUUCACUUGGCUAUAUACCGCAAAUGAUAUAAUUUGAGGUAUACUUAUUAAUUUCAAGGCACAGAGAACGUCAAAUCAAAAUGGACAUGUUCAUUAUCACGUCAACAAAAUGGCGACCUAUUUGACAUAGAAAAUGGAUUACAAUACUAUUUUUGUCAUUUGGAAUUUCACAUUCUGCAUAAGUCUUUAAAAUGAAUUUUGAAGACAGCGCCAUCUGUUAUUGUUUUCCUGUUACUAGUUGUGUCACACAAACCGAACGAUCCGAGGCUGGUGUAAGCUUUGCUGUCAAAAAAUACUCAAAAAACAAAAACAAUGUGAUGUAAAACUUUUCUAAAUGCUUACAAACGCUUUCGUGGCUACUAAAAUAAGUACGUAUAUAUAUCGUGUAAGUUUAAUUAAAAUAUUUGCUGCUAAUUCUAAAUGAAAGGAGAUUACAAUAAAUAUUUUUAUGCUUUCAUCAAAUGUUGUUAGCAGCAAAUAUGAACGUAGCUCUUGCUGUUCGUCUCUUUCUCUCAAUCGAAUAGAAUAUAGAGCGAAAGAGACAGAAAUCGUUCGAGGGUUACGUUCGGAGGUGAUAAAAAAUAUAAUCGUCAUGACAAUGUGUAUACAUACUCCACUUAUGUAUGUGAAUGUGUUUUUGUAAAUCAAAUAUCAAAUUCACUCAUAUCUGCUUAGAUAUUAAUUAAAUAUAUUAAGUGUAAGUUGAGUCACUAAAUGCUUCUCGUCAAUACAUUUUAAAAUUCUGUUUGCUUUGAUAAACAGCAAUGUGUUAAUUGAAUGAAUUCAUGAGAGAUUUGAUUUGAUCUGAAAAUAAUACCUUAUUUAUAAAGUCGUAAAGUCUAAAUCACACAAUAUUCUUCAAAUCGUUACUGUUUUUCAAUUAUUAUAGUAUUGUUCAUUUGAAAAAGGAGUCAAAUUUUAAUUCGCUAAUGUCUAAAUUGACCAGUACGGCAAUUGGUAUUUUAAUAGAACAAAGUUUGAUUUGAUGCUGUUUUACAAGUACAUAUUCGAAUUGAAUAUUGUGUUACACAAUCGUGAUAGCUGGCGGACAAUCAUUUAAACAGUUCUAAUGCUAAUUGAACAAAAUGCGGUUUGUUUUUAACGUUUUUUUUUUUAUAUUUAAUAACUGAAGACUGUAGAAUCUCACCACCUCACCUGUGACGAAAGACGAAAGCUUCUUUUGUAUUGUUUAGAGGCUAUACUGCAUUUAAACUGGUAUACAGACUUGUUUCGCGGUAGGAAUAGGUUGGACGGUGGUGACGACCUAUGCGGGCUCAGUUCACUCUACUAUCAGGAUCUGCUUUGUACUAAUCAAAUAGUUUAGAUUGAUUUGAAUGGAAUCUAUUAGUACCUAAGAACUGCGUAUUAAUAAGUUCUCUCAAAAUGACACUAUUAUACGCUUAUACAUGUAAUAAUAUAAUGCAAAAUGUAACAGAGGUCUAUAUGUAUGUUGAACGUUUUUUUUUAUUAUUUUUUAUUGCUUAGAUGGGUGGACGAGCUCACAGCCCACCUGGUGUUAAGUGGUUACUGGAGCCCAUAUACAUCCACAACGUAAAUGCGCCACCCACCUUGAGAUAUAAGUUCUAGGGUCUCAGUAUAGUUACAACGGCUGCCCCACCCUUCAAACCGAAACGCAUUACUGCUUCGCGGCAGAAAUAGGCAGGGCGGUGGUACCUACCCGCGUGGACUGACACGAGGUCCUACCACCAGUAAUUACGCAAAUUAUAAUUUUGCGGGUUUCAUUUUUAUUACACGAUGUUAUUCCUUCACUGUGGAAAAGUGUUUAAAAAUAAUUAAUAAAGCAGUAAUGAAUGGAUAAUAACGAGUUGUUGUACUCCGCAAUUUUCGAAGGUUUACUGUCCAUUGCUGCGGGAAAGCGAAACCGUCAACAAAUGCUUUCGAAUUUACAGUAUCUUUAAAAUUAUAGUUCCAUACUUGGAAUACAGGGUGAGGUCCCAUUUCAAGCAGAUUCAUGAAAAAAUGUUCAUUUUUAUUUUAAAAAAAACCGUAUAGCCGCGGAGUACACAUACUCGUAAAUAAAUUUAUGCCAAUAUCUUAGUCACGAACUAAAAAAAGAAAAAAGAAAAAAAUGUUUGCCAUUGUAAAAUAAUGCAAUGCGUUAUAUACAUAAAGUUCAUUUUUCUUUCUAUCGCCUUCGUAAGCCAAAUACAGAUGGACAAAUUUCAGAUUUCCUAGAAUAUAUUUUGUACUGAUAACUGUACGUUCGAGUUCAGAAACGAAUUUGCUUUAUUAAUGUUGAAAAAAAUAUUUAGUUUGUUUUUUUUAAAAACAGUAAUAUUCUAUUUUAAUUUUACAAAAAUGCAGCAAAUAUUACAUUGGACAGAUUACGAUGUCAUUGUUUAUAAACUUGUUUUGCCAUUUAGACGUAAGCAAUUUUUAUUUCAUUUUUAUUAAUUAUAGAUGUUAUCGAAGAAGACUGGGAUUUCGUAGUCUUCGAUUAUUUGAAUCUUGCGUAAUUGCCAUUUCAUUUUAGUUUUAAUUCACCAGAUCAUUCCAUUAUUUAUUGUCUAUGCUUUCUUACUACUUUAAUGUAAUUAUUAAUUAAAAAACAAAAGAAUGAAUGAAACACCAUUUUAUGUGAUGAAUUUAUUAUAUAAAAAAUAUGCACCCAUAGUUCAAAAUGUAUUCGAAACCGUAAUAUGUAACUUUUAAGGAAGGCCCUUUGAAAUUAAAUUAUCUCUUUCAUGCUUAUAACAUUUACAAUGCUAAUGAAAGAGAGAGAGGUAUCUGUUCACGUUUUUCUUUUUUAAUUCCCGCGGUUUCAACGGAAAAAUUAAAAUAAUGAAUCGACUAGUGCGUAUAGAAUUAUAUAUGAGAACUCUCAAGUAGCAAUUCAAGAAAAAAAUAUAUCAUAUUUUGUAAAUUUUAUAGUAUUGCUAUAGCAUUAAUAUGUAACCCACGUUUAUAUGUAAAUCCUGUGUUCUUAGCUAAGCUUAGCGCUCUGAGGACGAGUAAACUAUAUUUAUGUAUAAAAUUAUUAAUGACAGUAUUUCUAUAAAAUGUAUCGAUAAAUUAUCGAUUCGUAAUAUUUCGUAAUCGAUACGGAUUGAGUUUAAACGAGAUUGUUAUGUAAACGACUUUAGAUGUACCCCUUGUAAUCGCUUCAUGAACAUUCCUCGAAAGUUCAAACUUUAUCUAUAUUUCGAUUCAAUUCUUCUUUGCGAUUUCGACCAGUGAGCUCUAGUUUUUUUUUUAAACACUUCACCGAUUUCUAUUUUUAGAUUUUCGAUUCCAAUGUUUGUCUAAAUAAAUCGUGAUUUUUUUUUUUUUUA
Molecule: messenger RNA, 8179 nt
Organism: Bombyx mori (domestic silkworm)
Lineage: Eukaryota; Metazoa; Arthropoda; Insecta; Lepidoptera; Bombycidae
Exons: 25
Coding region: 931-4248 (1105 amino acids)
Biological process (GO): chemical synaptic transmission
Cellular component (GO): plasma membrane; dendritic spine; cytoplasm
Molecular function (GO): protein binding
Source: RefSeq, a predicted model, not a curated record